GAAACCUGUGCUGAAACAGAAGAAUCGGCUAAUACUACUGAAAGUGCAAUAUUUGAGUAUCACUGCGAGAUGAGCUUUGAUCCAAACCUGCUCCACAACAAUGGCCACAACGGGUACCCCAACGGUACUUCGGCAGCGCUGCGCGAGACUGGGGUUAUAGAGAAACUGCUGACCUCCUACGGAUUCAUUCAGUGUUCGGAACGGCAAGCCAGACUGUUCUUCCACUGUUCGCAGUACAAUGGCAACCUACAGGAGCUCAAAGUCGGAGACGACGUCGAGUUCGAAGUGUCAUCUGACCGCCGAACUGGAAAACCCAUCGCUAUUAAGUUGGUGAAGAUAAAACCGGAAAUACUACCCGAAGAACGAAUAAAUGGACAGGAAGUGUUUUACCUGACUUACACCCCCGAGGACGUGGAAGGAAAUGUACAGCUGGAAACAGGAGAUAAAAUAAACUUUGUAAUUGAUACAAAUAAACAUACUGGUGCUGUGAGUGCUCGUAACAUUAUGCUGUUAAAAAAGAAACAAGCCCGCUGUCAAGGAGUGGUCUGUGCCAUGAAAGAAGCCUUUGGAUUUAUUGAGAGGGGUGAUGUCGUGAAGGAGAUAUUCUUUCACUAUAGUGAAUUUAAAGGUGACCUAGAAGCCUUACAGCCUGGUGAUGAUGUGGAGUUCACAAUCAAAGACAGAAAUGGUAAAGAAGUCGCGACAGAUGUUAGACUGCUGCCUCAAGGAACUGUCAUUUUCGAAGAUAUCAGCAUUGAACAUUUUGAAGGAACUGUAACCAAAGUAAUCCCAAAAGUACCCAGCAAAAGCCAGAGCGAUCCAUUACCUGGCCGCAUCAAAGUUGACUUUGUGAUUCCUAAAGAACUUCCAUUUGGAGAUAAAGAUACAAAAUCCAAGGUGACCUUGCUGGAAAGUGAUCACGUUCGAUUCAAUAUUUCAACGGACAGACGUGACAAACUGGAACGAGCCACCAAUAUUGAGGUUCUGCCCAAUACCUUCCAGUUUACUAACGAAACCCGGGAAAUGGGUGUGAUUGCAGCAAUGAGGGAUGGCUUUGGCUUCAUUAAAUGCGUGGACCGGGACGCUCGCAUGUUCUUUCACUUCAGUGAAAUCAUGGAUGGAAAUCAGCUCCAUAUUUCGGAUGAAGUGGAGUUCACUGUCGUUCCCGAUAUGCUCUCUGCCCAGAGAAACCAUGCUAUAAGGAUUAAAAAACUUCCGAAGGGCACGGUUUCUUUCCACACCCAGUCGGAUCAUCGUUUUGUGGGCACUAUAGACAAAGAAGCCACUCCAGCCAAAGCCACUAGCCCAAACAAAGGCAAAGAGAAGGAAGCUGAAGAUGGAAUAAUUGUUUAUGAUGACUGUGGAGUAAAACUGACCAUUCCUUAUCAGGCCAAGGAUGUGGAAGGAUCUGCUAAUCCCCAGAUAGGAGAUAAGGUUGAGUUCAGUGUUUGUGAAGUGAAGAGAACUGGUCUGCAGACAGCUGUUUCUGUCAGGAUGCUCGGACGCAAUUAUAGCUCUAAGAGGCUUUUGGGAUAUGUGGCAGCCCUGAAAGAUAACUUUGGAUUUAUUGAAACAGCCAAUCACGAUAAGGAGAUCUUUUUCCACUACAGUGAAUACUGCGGCGACAUUGAUAGCCUGGAACUUGGAGACACUGUUGAAUACAGCUUGUCAAAAGGCAAAGGCAACAAAGUUAGUGCAGAAAAGGUGAACAAAACACAUGCAGUGAAUGGGAUCACUGAAGAAGCCGAUCCAACUGUUUACUCUGGUAAAGUAAUUCGUCCUUUAAGGAGCGUAGAUCCCACACAGACGGAAUACCAGGGCAUGAUUGAGGUCAUGGAGGAUGGUGAGAUGAAAGGAGAGGUCUAUCCCUUCGGAAUCGUCGGGAUGGCAAACAAAGGUGACUGUCUGCAAAAGGGAGAGACAGUGAAGUUUCAGCUCUGCGUGCUUGGUCAGAACGGGCAGACGAUGGCUGUCAACAUCACGCCCUUCCGCAGAGCCACGGUGGAGUGUGUGAAAGACCAGUUUGGUUUCAUUAACUACGAAGUGGGGGACAGCAAAAAGCUCUUCUUCCAUGUCAAAGAAGUGCAGGAUGGCGUGGAGCUGCAGGCUGGGGAUGAAGUGGAGUUCUCUGUAAUCCUGAACCAGCGCACAGGGAAAUGCAGUGCCUGUAACGUGUGGCGUGUCUGCGAAGGCGCAAAGGCUGUCGCUGCUCCACGUCCCGACAGACUUGUCAAUCGUUUGAAGAGCAUUAAUCUGGAUGAUGCCAAUGCUCCUCGUCUAACAGUUCUCCGUCAGCCCAGGGGACCGGAUAACUCAAAGGGAUUUGGUGCAGAGAGAAAGAUCCGUCAGGCUGGUGUUAUAGACUGACGCACAGAACCCGUACCUGACGUACGACUGCGUGGUGGGGCUGGUGAAGGGUACUGAAUAUCCCCCUGUUCAUCCCUUCCUCCAAAUUCUAAGAAGCUAUUACACCGGUUUUAACACCUUCUCAUGUUUAUGUUUAAAAUAAAUCGAUGAAAUCAUUUUCAAGUUAUGCACAGUUGCAUUCUGGAGAACUUUAAGGUGGCGCCUUAUAGUAUCACAUUUUAGAAGCUUGUUUUGAAUGGUGCAUUUAACGCAACCGGUAACUGCAAACCUGCAUUGCCUACGUGAGUGAACGUGGCAGACGGCUCUGCGCGGGUGGACCUUACGGAAUUCUGCACUACGCUUACCUGUGCUUUUCUCCUUGUUAUUUUGGCCAAGGAAUUGCUCUGCUGUAGUGCUCAGUUGCAUAAUGUCUUUCCUUUCAAGUGGAAAUGGAAGGCUCACUUCAGCUUGUUCUGCCGGGGUCGUGAGGACCCUCGGAAGGCGCAGUGAGU
Eurypyga helias (sunbittern) is the source of this 2858-nucleotide messenger RNA. RefSeq names its product cold shock domain containing E1, RNA-binding (gene CSDE1). Gene Ontology annotation, molecular function: nucleic acid binding. Lineage: Eukaryota; Metazoa; Chordata; Aves; Eurypygiformes; Eurypygidae. The transcript has 18 exons. The record is from RefSeq and is a predicted model, not a curated record. The coding region runs from base 70 to 2367 and encodes 765 amino acids.